CAUCUACUUUCUUGCUGACUGUACCUAUAGUCCAUUAUAUUCUAACUCUACAUAUUUCGUAGCGCCUACGAGCUACGAGAGGCGGUGUCACGCCUGUUGCCUCAGAUCUUCAUUAAAACUCUGACUUUCAAAGGAUAAAGAUAUCUUCAUAAUACUCUUCCCUAAGCAGAGCCUUAGGUACGGUCUAUACUUUUAAUAUAAGUGUAACUAAAAAGAAACUAUGAAGCUAAAGUGCAUUGUAACUAUAUUUUUUACGUUAAUUUAUUACCACUAUUCCUUUAAAAUAGACACCAAAUCGGAUCAGUUAGCGGGAAGUGAAUCGGUGCUAGAUCCUAAAGGAGAAAUCACAUUAAAAUGGAGGGUGGACUACAGUGCUCGUAAGAUCCGAUUUUGUCUGGAAUUCUCCAAGGAGGCGCCUUCUAUAAAUUGGUUCGCGCUUGGGUUCUCUGAUCGAGGCGACUUAGAGAACUCUGAUGUAUGUUUGGUUUGGAGUGACUAUACAGGGCAAGAUCAUUUUGAGGAUAUGCAUGCAGACGACAAUGGAAGACUUAUAAGAGACAUUCACCAAAACUGCGAAGGCUUUUACGUGGAUUUAAAGAGUAGGAGUGUUGUCUUCGAGCGAGAUUUUGAUACUUGCGACGAUGACGACUAUUUGAUUGAGGACGGCACAGUCCACGUCAUCUGGGCUCGCGGUAUCGACAAGCUGUUCUCUUCCAAAGGUCUAUGCAUAUCAUGCACCGCUCCCCACGAUCACGGCUUCAUCCGAGUUCGUUUGCUCACUCCGCCGUCUUCGCCGCAGCAACCGGGCCGAAAGUUGCGCAUUACCAACAAUAAGCUGAAAGUGCCUGGAGGUGAUACCACGUACUGGUGCAAGGUUGUAAAACUACCGGAUUAUGUCACUGAGAAAGAGCAUCAUAUUAUAAAGUUCGAGUCGACCAUAACCAAAGGUAACGAGGGUUUGGUGCAUCAUAUGGAGGUGUUCUACUGCGAUGCAGACCCUAACAAGGAGAUCCCGUUGUACGAAGGAAGCUGCUUCUCUGAUGCACGACCGGAAUCUACGAAAUUGUGCUCAAAAGUAAAGGCGGCAUGGGCUAUGGGCGCACCACCAUUUUCAUAUCCGCCUGAAGCCGGUUUGCCGCUGGGCGGGCCCGGGGCGAACAAAUACGUCAUGCUUGAAGUGCAUUACAACAACCCCGAGUUGCGCAAUGAUUGGGUAGACAGUUCUGGCAUAAUGGUGCACAUAACAGCCAACAAGCGUAAAUACGACGCGGCCAUCAUGGAGCUGGGGCUGGAGUACACGGACAAGAUGGCCAUCCCUGGCGGCCAGGCAGCCUUCCCGCUCACCGGCUACUGCAUCCCACAGUGCACCGGAGUGGGUCUUCCGGAAGAAGGUAUCAUAGUGUUCGGUAGCCAGCUGCACACGCACUUGACGGGCGCGGCGGUGUGGACGCGCCACGUGCGGCGCGGCGUGGAGCUGCCCAUGCUUAACAGGGAUGUGCACUACUCCACGCACUUCCAAGAGAUCAGGAUCUUGCAUCGCCCUGUCAAAGUCUUGCCGGGUGAUUAUUUAGAGACAACCUGCAUUUACAAUACCAAAGACAAAACAAACGCAACGAUUGGCGGACACGCGAUCACGGACGAGAUGUGCGUCAACUACAUGCACUACUACCCCGCUACUGAGCUAGAAGUGUGUAAGAGCGCCAUAUCUAACGCCGCUCUCGAGGAUUACUUCAAGUUUGAGAAACGUUGGGACAACAUAUCGAUAGACUUCGCUGCGCCGCCGCGAGCUAACUACCUGGCGAUCGCGCCGUGGACUCCGCUGCGAGCCAAAGCCUUGCACAUGCUCUACACUGAGUCGCCCAUCUCCAUGCAGUGCAACAAGUCUGAUGGAAACCGAUUUCAGGGCGAUUGGGAAGGGAUCAGUGUGCCGAAGAUAAAGCUUCCACUGCUUGAAAAACCACGAAUGUGUCCAGAUACUUAUACUCCUAUUAGAAAUUAAUAUUGCAUUCAAUAAUCUGCAGCCAUUCUGCAGCCAAUUCUGCGUCAUGAAGACAGUAGUUAUAAAACUCACUAUAAUGAUGUUAAAUAUUUAAGGUGUAUGGGAGGCUUGCAACUUGCAAGAUGAUAGAUAAAUAGAAGAUAGAGGAGCAAUAAUGCUACAGACCGUUCACUAUACCUUGUCCCUAGCCAUCAUGUUGGCACCAUUGCAGUUCACACAAUAAUAAACCCUAAGACUUAUAUUAUGUGAAAAACGUUUAAUUUUACUAGUGUGUUAUGAUUAUUGUGAUAAAAUAUAAUCUUUCCUAUUAGGAGAUUAAACUAAUAAAUACACUAGGUAAUUUAACUGUAAAUAAACGUAUUGAAUCUGUA
Maniola jurtina (meadow brown) is the source of this 2370-nucleotide messenger RNA. It is a transcript of the gene Tbh, whose product is annotated as tyramine beta-hydroxylase. Bases 221 to 1999 code for a protein of 592 amino acids. Lineage: Eukaryota; Metazoa; Arthropoda; Insecta; Lepidoptera; Nymphalidae. Gene Ontology annotation, molecular function: dopamine beta-monooxygenase activity; copper ion binding. The record is from RefSeq and is a predicted model, not a curated record. The transcript is spliced from 11 exons. Gene Ontology annotation, biological process: norepinephrine biosynthetic process; dopamine catabolic process; octopamine biosynthetic process. Gene Ontology annotation, cellular component: secretory granule membrane.